UCUCAAGUCAUCUUUGAUCUUUACCAUCUUUUCUAAGGCAAUAACAUAAAAAAUAGAAAUGGCCAUCCGUUUUCCUGGUAUUGUACACGCUAAGCACAUUCUGCGACAAUCGAAACUGUUUGCAAAUCAAGCAGCUUCAGUGUCAUCAGAUGUGCCAAAAGGGUACCUUGCAGUCUAUGUUGGGGAGAGCCAAAUGAAGCGAUUCAUAAUUCCAGUAUCAUUCUUGAAUCAGCCUUCAUUUCAAGAAUUGCUAAGUAAGGCUGAGGAAGAAUUCGGAUUCAAUCAUCCUAUGGGUGGUCUCACAAUUCCUUGCAAAGAAGACAUCUUCAUUAAUCUCACUUCUCAAUUAAAUCGAUCAUGAUGCUGCCCUAAGAGGAGUUACAUGACAAUUUUUUGAAUUCUUGUACAUUUAUUAUAUUUGUUUGGCGAAUAUAUGAGAUCCGAUGGGAAAUGCUACCCAUA
Messenger RNA from Pistacia vera, 462 nucleotides. RefSeq names its product auxin-responsive protein SAUR23-like. Gene Ontology annotation, biological process: response to auxin. The coding region runs from base 59 to 361 and encodes 100 amino acids. The record is from RefSeq and is a predicted model, not a curated record. The transcript has a single exon. Lineage: Eukaryota; Viridiplantae; Streptophyta; Magnoliopsida; Sapindales; Anacardiaceae.